Messenger RNA from Anopheles gambiae (African malaria mosquito), 4655 nucleotides. RefSeq lists its product as uncharacterized. The record is from RefSeq and is a predicted model, not a curated record. Lineage: Eukaryota; Metazoa; Arthropoda; Insecta; Diptera; Culicidae. The coding region runs from base 1 to 876 and encodes 291 amino acids. The transcript is spliced from 4 exons.
AUGCUGCAGCAACAAAAGCAGCAGCAGCGGCAGCCACAGCGACAGGCGGUCGUCGGCACGCAGCAGCAGCAACAGCGUCGGCAGCAGCAACAACACCAGCAGCGGUCAAAUGCCACGCAGGCGCAGCGCCGAGAACAGCUGCGGAACGAACAACGACGUCCAGCACGCCUUCGGCAGGACCAAAUCAUCUUCGAGCCAGCCGAAGGUACAUCCUACAAGGUGCUGUACGAGAAGAUACGCUUGAACCCGCGCCUACAGGAGGAAAACAAGGGAGUCCACCAGGGCUACCGUACGACUCGGGACUUCCUCCGACUCGAGUUGAAGAAGGAUACAGACGCCGCUUCGUUGUUGCAGCGGAUCCAAGAGGAAGUUGGCGACUUGGCCGCUGGCCGGAUCGUAACAGAGAUGGCCGAAGUCUUGAUCACGGGUAUCGACAUGCUGGCCAAGAAGGAGGAUGUGGAACGCGGUCUGCAGCGGGCGCUGGAGCGCACAGCAGUUGCAGCAACUACAUCUUUGUGGGAGCGUCGCGACGGGACGCAGCGUGCCCGUGUCCGACUGCCACGGAGGGACGCUGACCUCCUACUGGAUAAGCGCAUUGUGGUCGGGCAUUCGGUGUGCCUGGUGCGCAGUGCCCCGAAACAGCAGCGAAGCGCGGUUCGCUGUUUCCGCUGCUUGGAGCGCGGUUCGCUGUUUCCGCUGCUUGGAGCGCGGCCAUACCACAGCAGACUAAGCUGGCGAGGAUCGAUCCAGCUUGUGCCUGCGCUGCGGAGCCGCGGAUCAUCGCGCGGCGUCAUGCCGGACCCGAAGUGCAUUGUCUGCGGCGGCCCACAUCGCAUCGCCGCCCCAAUGUGCAAAGGACCGCCAUCACAAUGUUGAACAUCCUGCAGUUGCGAGAACGCAACACUGCGAGAACGCCCAGGACCUGGCGUUGCACGUGAUAACCACCGAGAGUCUCGACGUUCUGCUCUUGUCCGAGCCCUAUUGCGUACCGCGCAAUAACGGCAAUUGGGUGACGGACGAGAGUAAGACGGUUGCCAUCGUCGUCAACGGCAACCGGCUGCCGAUACAGCGUAUCAGGCACCGUCAGACCCUCGGUGUGGUUGCUGCCGACGUGGAAGGUACAAAAAUCGUGAGCUGCUACGUGUCGCCGCAGACGGGAGUCCCGGAGUUCCGGAGCAUUAUGGAGAAGAUUGACUUGAUCGUCCGCGGGUGCAGCCGGGUUCUCCUGGCCGGCGAUUUCAACGCCAUGCACCUUGACUGGGGAAGCAGCAGGACUUGCCCGAAGGGCUUGGAGCUUCUCCAGUUGGCGGACAACCUCGGGCUGGUGCUUCUGAACAAGGCGGACUGCCUGCCUACGUUCAAGGGGAACCGAGCGGACUCAACUCGGUUCCCGCCCAGCCGACCGGACGUUACAUUCGCCAGCAGUGCGAUCAGCCGUCUCGACCCGCGCGCUGACAGCGCCCGAGGCUGGCGCGUGCCUGACGUGGCGACGCUGAGCGACCACCGAUACGUCCGGUAUGAGGUUGGCGAGAGUUCACCACCAACGAGGGAUCGGGCAGCACGGCGUGGACAGCGUCCAGCCCGUGUAAGCAAAGCCGGUACGCGCUGGAAGACCAGUCAGUUUGACUCCCAACUUUUCGGGAAAGCGCUGGCCAUGACUGGGUUCGCGCGUCAAGCUAACAGCGUCGAAAGCUUGGUUGAGUCGCUGACCAGCGUCUGCGACGAGACGAUGUCGCGGGUCUUCCCAGCGCAGGACCACACAGGUCGGCCAGCUUACUGGUGGACUCCGGCGAUCCAGGCAAUGAUCGACGAACUCUCCAGAAAGGAGUAAAUGGCGAUGAGGACCAUCCCGCCGGAACAAGAGCUCCAAACGGAACUCUUAGCUGCCAGAGAGAGCCUUCGGAAGGCUAUUCGUUUGAGUAAGAACGAGGCGUUCGACCGGUUUCUCCUGUCGAUCAGGGAGGACGUAACUGGAAUUUUUUUCUGGAAAGUCUUCCACUGGUUCCAGGGAGCCCGCUCAGCCCCGGAACGUGAUCCAGCAGAACUGCGGCGAAUUGUCGACGCCUUGUUCCCGGUUCAUCCGCCGGUCGAGUGGCCUGAUCUCGGAGUUGGCAACAUGGCGCCGCUUUGAUCGAUCGGCCUGACCGAGCUGGACCAAAUAGCAGCCAGCAUGCACCCGCGGAAGGCUCCUGGGCUUGAUGGAGUGCCGAACGCCGCUCUUACAGUCGCUCUCAGGCAGCAACCGGAGACCUUCCGGCGGGUGUUUCAGGAGUGCCUGGACAUGUCCUGCUUUCCACAGCCGUGGAAAAAGCAGCGACUGGUGCUCCUGCCAAAGCCAGGUAAAUCACCGGGCGAGCCGUCGUCCUUCCGCCCGAUUUGCCUGCUGGACAACACGGGCAAGGCUUUGGAGCGGCUGCUAUUAAACCGGCUCAACGAGUACAUCGAAGAUCCUGAGAGUCCGCAACUGUCUGAGCAGCAGUUCGGAUUCCGGCGAGGGCGAUCGACUCUGCAGGCCAUCCAGCAGGUCGUGGACGCGGGACGGAGGGCGUAGUCCUUAGGCAGAACCAACAACCGUGACCGGCGCUGCCUCAUGGUUGUUGCCUUGGACGUCCGUUACGCGUUCAAUACGGCCAGCUAGCAGAGCAUUGCCGAGGCGCUCCAGGCGAAGGGUGUCCCAGUGCAGUUGUGCCGCAUACUGCAGGACUACUUCGCCGACAGGGAGCUCGAGUACGAUACGACGGACGGGCCGAUGACACGCCGAGAAAACGGUAUCAGCGGUGAGUCGCUGGAUGGAGCAGCACCAUCUCUCCCAGGCGCCGGAAAAAAAUGGAGAUCGUCAUGAUCUCUAUCAAGCGGAGCGGCUACCGGAAUAUUCUGGUUAACAUCUGUGGAAUGGAAGUGCACUCGAAGCGGUCGAUCGAUUCGAUUCUCGGAGGUUCGCGCUGAGCUGCUUAUCUUUUCCAAUCUUCAGGGGGACUGGCGGGAGGAACAACUUACUUUAGCAGCCGCAGCCCAGCCUAACCCUGCUUCAGCCCAGUCCGUGGACAUGGCGGAGAAAGAGCGAAGACUUUAAGGCGCGAAGUGCGUAACCGGAAUAAGCAACGACUGCGGCAGCAACGACGAUUGGAGCGGCUCGACGACGGCACGCGCAGCGGCCAAUGACGCUGUCCAACCAACAGGAGAGGUCGAGGCGGAGGACACUGACCCCCUCGAAUAACCAAUCCCUCGCGCAACCGGGGAUUGUCUCCCUAUCCCAAGACGGAGAUGCGGUGAGUGCGGCAAAACUAUAUGCAACAGGAGAACUGCAGGAGGCGCGUUUUCGAUGAAUUGGAAACCUGUUCCAGAGAGGCGCCAGCGACGCGGAAGGUAACCGCCUUCUGCUACAGACAGAAAAAGGGGGAAGACGGAGAGUAAACAGACGUCGCAACAGCAGGGAGUGGAGGCUGCAGCGGCGGGAGCAGCGUAACGCGAAAGUGGAGGCCCAGCCUCCCCCGUGGGACGAGUUGCCCAGCUCGGAGCUAACCAAGAGACGAUCCAGGCUCAGUGAAACAGAGAGCGCAGCCAUUUUAAUUAACUAGCGGCUAUCAGAAAAAAGUUUGCAAACAAAUACUGUGCGAUUAUUCUCUACAUUUGAGGGGGAAAAAGAGGAUUGAAAAUAAAGGUCGUUGAUGCUUUAUGUAGCUAACGUUCUUACCUAUUCAGGUCUGAAAGAUCCCACGUUAUUAAAAUACGUACCCGUUAUGCUACUCGGGCCCAGUGGGCGAGUCUAUACGUUCGCUGCAAAACAGUUAACAAUUGAUUUUAACUGCUUAAGGAAAAAUGUACUGAGUAUUUUGAGGAGAAUAGGUGGAUGAUAGGAGGCCCAGGACUAACGGAGGAGAUCGACGAGUUCCUCAUCGUAAAACUAGCUUUUAUGUGCAACAUCGAACCACCAAUCCAUCUCAGAACCAUGCCCUGUCGACACUCUCACCAAGGACGGUUUUAUAUGAUAAAUGCGCAUUGCGGAGUGAGUGUCACACGAUGCUUCAUCGGAGCUGCUCAACGUUUUCUUGCUCUACUGCGAUAUCGGAAUCGAAAAAUCGUAAAUAUGCCCUCACACGUAUUAAUGCAGCUUGAAAAGAGUGAUAAGUUGUUAAAUGACCUUUUGUUUGAACCCACAACCAGGAUAAGCUCGGUUACAGCAUAGCGUGGGGUUCAACAGCUGUUUGACGAACCAAUUGCUGAGAAGACGAGGUUUGAAUGGACAAUGUUCGGCCCAUGUACUACGUCUGCAUCCGUAAGUAACAAUACGUAAAACAAUUUUCAUUUGUGUAUCUGUAAAGGUUGAAAACAUGAACAUUAAUAUAAUUAAUCGGCACUUCCCGUGAGCUGGUCUUUAAAGAAGAGGAAAGGGAAUCCGUUCAGCUCCAAAACACGGUUAUUUAAUGGUCGUUACGAAACGGGUCUAUUGUGGAAAUAUGACAAUGUUCGUCGCCCUUGUAACCGCGAAAUGGCCUUCAAGCGUCAUGCAUGCCUGAGGAAUAAGAAGAAUAAGGAUCCUUCAUUGGCGCUGGCGGAUAAUCAGAAAAUGCAGGAGUAUUUAAAAAGUGGUACAUGGAUGAGAAGGAAAUAUCGUCUAUAGCUGGUGGUCAAUUUUGGUACCAAGGCAUCGAAAA